AUGGCUCACACGUUGGGCUACCAUCGCCGCGUGAUGAACAACAAAGAGGAUGAAGCCGCUUGCCACAGGACAUUUUGGGUGAUAUAUCUCCUCGAAAAGUGCGCCACAUUCAUUUACGGCAUGACCUCUUUGAUUUCUGACCACGACGUUGGCUGUCCCAUCAUCCCACCGCAAGAAGAGCAUCUCAAGGAUGACUUUGAAAAAUUCGUCUUCAGCCUCAGACUGGGUCGAAUUUUCUCUCGGGCUUAUGAAAGUCUAUUUUCUGUUUCCGCGAGUUUGAACUCGAUCGACCAGUACGAGUUGAAGAUCGACGCCAUAAAAUCAGAAGCCGAGACCUGGAGACGCUCAAUACCAGCAGGAUAUAGGCCCGGCUCGCCAUUCAGUGGGGCUAGGAUGGCUGAAGGCUGUCUCAGGUUGCACUAUUGCUACCAUGCUCUGUCAAUUGCCCUGGGUAGGCUGGAUUUAUACGUUGGUAGAAAGGCAGCCAAGACUGAGGCACACGGAGCCAGGAUGAGAGCAGCAGAAAACGAACUGAUGGAGAGCGCGAGGGCGGUCGCCCGUCUUACUAUUUGCAUAGAUAUACGCCCACACACGCCGCUGUGGAUAUUAGCUUCUUGUCCACUCUCAGCAAUGUUUGUUCUAUUCGACAUGGUCAUACACAAGCCCUCUCACCCAGAGACGGAAAUCAACCUCGCUCUGCUGGACACCGUCGUGGGAUAUUUUGGCCGCUUUGACUACGCGACAGCGGGCUCGAUCCCCUGCGGCCUCUUCUCCGGCUUUUCUCACAUAGCGAACCAGUUCGUGCGCGACCAAUGGCAAAGUGUUGCUCCAGCAGCAGAAGAAUCCGAACUUCAGAGCAGAACACAAGCAUCGCAAGGCAUCGAUUUUGCUAUUCGUUGUACGUACUUCGCAUGCUCGCUUGCUCUGUUCAGCCUUUGGAGAGACUUCCCUGAAAACUGA
This is a messenger RNA of Diaporthe citri, 960 nucleotides long. RefSeq lists its product as uncharacterized. The transcript has 3 exons. Gene Ontology annotation, molecular function: DNA binding; zinc ion binding. The record is from RefSeq and is a predicted model, not a curated record. Lineage: Eukaryota; Fungi; Ascomycota; Sordariomycetes; Diaporthales; Diaporthaceae. Bases 1 to 960 code for a protein of 319 amino acids. Gene Ontology annotation, biological process: DNA-templated transcription.